AUGAAGCCGAAAAGCAACUUUCUCUUACUGGAUGGGAAGACAUUUGAGCCCAAGGGUUGUUGGCUGGAGCCGAACGCUACCGUUCCAUUCAACUACGAUUUCUGGUACCAACCACGUCGUAACAUUAUGAUAUCAACUGAAUGGGGUGCGCCAAAUGUCAUCAAGAAAGGAUUUGAGCCUAACCACGUAACUGAGGGUCACUACGGCCAUUCCGUUCACCUAUUCAAGUGGUCUACCCACGAGAAACUUCAGACACUAGAUUUGCCCUGUCCUGAAGGUGCCAUUCCUCUUGAAGUCAGGUUCCUGCACGAGCCUACAAGUCCUUUCGCCUUCGUUGGUACUGCCCUUGGAUCGUGUGUGUUUCUCCUACAUCCUACAUAUGAGGUGGAAGGUUGGAUGCUGCCAGAAAUGCCGUCCCUAAUCACCGACAUUCUGAUUUCAAUGGACGACCGUUUUCUGUAUGUUUCGAAUUGGCUUCAUGGUGAUAUAAGGCAGUACGACAUCACGGACCCUCAUAAUAUCCGACUACAUGGACAAAUAUUCCUCGGAGGAAGCAUACAUACAGAAAGCGGUGUUAAGGUCAUAUACGAUGAGGAAUUAAAGACUGCACCUCUAGCUCGCUAUAUCAAAGGAAAGCUCAUCGAAGGCGGCCCGCAAAUGCUUCAGCUGAGCCUCGACGGAAAACGUCUAUAUGUGACAACAUCGCUCUAUAGAAACUGGGAUUUACAGUUCUAUCCAGAGUUGGAAAAGUAA
This is a messenger RNA of Angiostrongylus costaricensis, 753 nucleotides long. NCBI's taxonomy places the organism in Eukaryota, Metazoa, Nematoda, Chromadorea, Rhabditida, Metastrongylidae. The record is from the annotation of a GenBank genome assembly.